Molecule: messenger RNA, 3602 nt
Organism: Sceloporus undulatus (fence lizard)
Lineage: Eukaryota; Metazoa; Chordata; Lepidosauria; Squamata; Phrynosomatidae
Gene: C4H5orf22
Product: chromosome 4 C5orf22 homolog
Exons: 9
Coding region: 175-1581 (468 amino acids)
Source: RefSeq, a predicted model, not a curated record
CGCUGGCGACGCCAAAAUUCUGGCCCUGGAACGCUGCCGGCGCCAGAGUUCGGACCUUGGAACGUUGAGCGAGAGCCUUGGAACGUUGCGGGGCUGAGCGUUCCCUCGGCCUUGGAAGGCGUUCCAUCUUAGAGCCUUGGCGGAUGGUGGAAGGCUGGAAGAAGGGCUCCCGAGAUGAGCGACAGCGGAGGGCCUGGAAGCGCUGGGGCCAGCCCCCUGCGGACCUUCCCGGCUUUGCCCGUCUGGGUGGCGGAGGAUCAUCACGACGUUCUUCCUUUCAUUUACCGAGCCAUUGGUUCAAAACAUCUUCCUGCCAGCAACAUCAGUUUUGUCCAUUUGGAUUCUCACCCGGACCUUCUCAUCCCAGUGAAUAUGCCUGCAGACACUGUGUUUGACAAAGAAGCUCUGUUUAGUGAACUAAGUAUUGAAAACUGGAUUAUGCCUGCUGUAUAUGCUGGCCAUUUUUCACAAGUUAUAUGGUUACAUCCAGUCUGGGCUCAACAAAUUGAAGAAGGGACCCAUCACUUUUUAGUAGGUAAAGACACUUCCACCACUACAAUAAGGGUCACAAGCACAGAUAAUUAUUUCCUUUCUGACGGUCUCUAUGUUCCUGCUGAUCAGCUAGAAAAUGAGAAGUCUUUGCAUCUGAGUGUCCGCCUUGUGAAUCCUUCCAGACCAUCUAGCAACUGGGAGGAAAGUCAUCCUCUGCCUUCUGCAAAGAAGCUGAAGUUGAGUGAGGCCAGUGCAGCAAAUGCCACUAUUGCCUCAUCAUCAAAAGAUGAUGGAUUCUUCCUUGCCCCCAACCCUACAGAUCUGGAGACGGAAGGUUUGGAAAAAAUAGGGAUUGUCCAUGAGAAGGCUGCUGGUAUUCAAGAUCCCUCUACAUCUUGUUCCUUUGGGAAUCACACCUGCCAGACGACAGAGCUGGUCAAAGACAUUCUCCAAGUAUUGCACAAGGGCAGUGCUUUUGUUUUAGAUAUUGACUUGGAUUUCUUUUCAGUGAAGAACCCUUUUAAAGAAAUAUACACUCAGGAAGAAUAUAAGAUUUUGCAAGAAUUGUACAGUUUUAAGAAGCCCAACAGCAGUUCCUCAGAGGAAGACUUGCUUGACUGUGUUGAGAAUCGCAUCCACCAGCUGGAGGAUCUAGAGGCAGCCUUUGCUGAUUUGUGUGAUGACGACACUGAAGAGAACUUGCAAAGAUGGGCUUCACAUCCCGGGAUGAAAAAUCUACUUCCUCUUGUGUGCAGCUUGAAAAAUCGAAUGGAACCCCCUGAUUAUGAGAUGGUCCAUCAGGCUGGACUUACAUGUGACUACUCAGAAAUUCCUCAUCAUGUUAGCACUGAGAAAGAGAUAGAGGGUCUUAUACAGUCUGUAAAACAUCUCUUGAGGAACUUGCCAAAGCCAACUCUUGUGACAAUAGCCCGAUCCAGCUUGGAUGAUUACUGUCCUGCAGAACAAGUUGAACUCAUACAAGAAAAAGUUGUAAAUGUGCUGCGAUCGAUAUAUGGCACCCUGGAUGUUCAUUUAGAAUACCUUGAAAAUUCAUAUCCUCCUGGAACAGAUUCUUCUGCCACAGCAUAAUCAAUGGGGCUGUAGUUAUGGAUGACAAAAUUUGAUAUAACAAAAGUAGCUUUGCUAUCUACAGAUAGGCAUCCUAUAAGAGCAAAAGGUCCUCUCUAAAGUUGAACCAUUUGUCAUAUUGCUGAGUGAUGCUCAUCAGCCAAAAUUCUUUUAAAAAUUGCUUCUAUUGUUCCUUUUGUUACUCCUUUGUUAGGUGGCUUAUAAAAGGAAAUAGGGAGAUCUGAGAAAUAGUUCUUCUUGUAUUCCUGGUGUCUUACAACAAACGAAGCCAGCCAGACUUUGGAAAAAUACCUGAUUUUAUUCUGUGACUAUUGAAUUGUUUCCUUGGUUAUUUCUAGUUGGAAAGUUUUGUUUGGACAUUUGUAUUGUACUUUAAAACAAUGCUUUGGGUGUUUCUCUCCCCCCCCCCCAUUAAUUGGAUUGUUUCAUUUAUUGUUUUCCUUACAUUUCUCUCCCACUCUUUUCCAAAGAUGGCCAAGGUAGCCUUCAUAGAAUUAGUACUUUGCUGUUUUCCAAAAACUAUCCUGUAAUUUCGGCUAGACAAGAGAAUAAUGAUUUGUCUGAUAUCAUUGAGUUAGGUGGGAAUUGUUUCACAUUUAUUCAGUGUAAAUGUAACCUUCCACCUGCUGUAUUGAAUUGGCUUACAUCUUGAAUGUAAAGACUGGGGAAAAAAACUGGGAAGGAAGGAUUGAGUUUUAUUAGAAUCCAAACAUUUCUCGCUGAGAAGCAAUUCAACAUCUUUUUGCAUAAAAAUAUUUUAGGGCUGAAUUUUUAAGCAAAAAAACACCCUGCUGGUUUUAUUUAUGGCUUAGAGGUAUCGUCUUUCCAGAAGUGAAAUAAAAAAGAGCAGGUAAAACAUUCUUUGAGAGUCAGCAUGGUUGAUGGCUUGAGCAUCGGAGGAAAUCCGAUCCCGUGCUCGACUCUGGAAACCCACUGGGUGACCUGGAGGGGGAGUCACACACUCUCAGCCCCAGAAAACCUUGUGAUAGGUUUGCCUUAGGGUCACCACAUACUUGAAAACAUACAAUAACAAAACACUCUUUACAAAGAUGGUGUGCAACUUCUGUAUCUUUGAGGAUGUGACAGAAAAACUUACAUGAGCCAAGCUGUCUUAAUAAAAUUUCAGCAGGUAUAGUUUAGAGAGAAGUGGCACCCUUACAGUAAAUUAUACAAAGCAAAACCAUAGCUGAUGAAUAAAUCGGAAGCAAUUAAUUAGAACAAUAUAUAGUAUAUCAUAUGAAACAUAUAUGGAAACACAGUAGCCCAAUGUGACAACUUUGGCACCAACCACAUAAAAUUGCACUCUCAAUAAAACAGUACUAUACAAUUAAUAAGUAAUGGUCAACAAUCAGAAAAAUGCAGACCUAAAUAGAAAUGUAUGUAUUCAUAGUGGAUUGUAAACAUACAAGAAAACAACUGUAUAUGCAUAACAAACUGGAGAAGCAGUUAAUGGACUUGGAUCUAUAUGAAUACAGUCUGAAUGGAAGCAAAAAUUCCAAAGGAUGUUCAUCUAGAAAAAUUUCAGAAAAUACUUGACUACUCCUAGGAGUUUGUGAAAGCAUUUUAUUGAUCUUCAGUGGAAUAGUUAACCAUAAUAAAUGGUUCUCAAUAGCUAUAAAUACCUAGAUAAUUAAAUAAUGAUUAUGUUGAUGGUAAUACGGAUCAUGCCUGAAUAAUACUGAAGUGUUUUCUUCAUAUUGGUCUUUUAUAUGAGUAACUGUUUGAGAAAGCCAAUGUGGUGUAGAGCUGGAGACAAGGGUUCAAAUCCCACUCAGCCAUAGAAAUCCACUGUUUGACCUUGAAGAAAUCACUCUCUCAGCCUCAGAGGAAGGCAAAAGCAAAUCCCUCUGGACAAAUCUUGCUGAGAAAAUGCUGUGAUGGUUUUGCCUUAGAGUUGCCAUAAACUGGAAACAUCUUGAAGUCACACACCAAUUCUGUGUUUGAGAUUGUAAUGUAUUUGAGAUCCUUCCCCUGAUUGCUUGGCAUUACCCUCACAAUAAAACUAUUUCUGAUUGUGUUAA